GUCUUCGAUUUUGAGCGAAGUGUCCACCCGCGCCAGGUCCAAGCUGCCGUCUGGCAAGAACAUCCUGGUCUUCGGUGAAGAUGGUUCUGGUAAAACAACCCUCAUGACUAAACUACAAGGAGCUGAGCAUGGCAAAAAAGGAAGAGGCCUAGAGUAUCUCUACCUCAGCGUCCACGAUGAGGACCGAGAUGAUCACACACGCUGCAAUGUUUGGAUUUUGGAUGGAGACCUCUACCACAAAGGCCUGCUGAAGUUUGCAGUUUCUGCUGAGUCCUUGCCAGAGACCCUGGUCAUUUUUGUUGCAGACAUGUCUAGGCCUUGGACUGUGAUGGAAUCUCUACAGAAAUGGGCUAGUGUUUUACGUGAGCAUAUUGAUAAAAUGAAAAUUCCACCCGAAGAAAUGAGGGAACUAGAACGGAAGUUUAUGAAAGAUUUUCAAGACUAUAUCGAGCCUGAAGAAGGUUGUCAAGGUUCCCCACAGAGAAGAGGGCCUCUGACCUCAGGCUCUGAUGAAGAAAAUGUUGCCCUGCCUCUGGGCGACAACGUGCUGACUCAUAACCUGGGGAUCCCGGUGCUGGUGGUGUGCACAAAGUGCGAUGCAGUGAGCGUCUUGGAGAAGGAGCACGAUUACAGGGACGAGCACUUGGACUUCAUCCAGUCACACCUGCGGAGGUUCUGCCUCCAGUAUGGUGCUGCCUUGAUUUACACAUCGGUGAAGGAAGAGAAAAACCUUGACUUGUUGUAUAAGUACAUUGUUCAUAAAACAUAUGGCUUCCACUUUACCACACCUGCCUUAGUGGUGGAAAAGGAUGCAGUUUUUAUACCUGCAGGCUGGGACAAUGAGAAGAAAAUAGCUAUUUUACAUGAAAAUUUCACAACUGUGAAGCCAGAAGAUGCAUAUGAAGACUUUAUCGUGAAGCCUCCUGUGAGAAAGCUGGUCCAUGACAAAGAGUUGGCUGCAGAGGAUGAGCAGGUGUUCCUUAUGAAGCAACAGUCACUCCUUGCCAAGCAGCCAGCCACGCCCACGAGAGCCUCCGAAUCCCCUGCAAGAGGACCCUCCGGCUCUCCAAGGACCCAGGGCCGGGGAGGGCCAGCCAGUGUGCCUAGUGCCUCCCCAGGCACGUCAGUAAAGAAGCCGGAUCCAAACAUCAAAAAUAAUGCAGCAAGUGAAGGGGUAUUGGCCAGCUUCUUCAACAGCCUGUUGAGUAAAAAAACAGGCUCUCCUGGAAGUCCUGGUGCUGGUGGGGUGCAGAGCACAGCCAAGAAGUCAGGACAAAAGACUGUGUUGUCAAAUGUUCAGGAAGAACUGGAUAGAAUGACUCGAAAACCAGACUCCAUGUCCGUGGAGACCUACACGGAGUUCCACUGAUGCAAAACGGUCUUGUCCUGGCUCCCUGGUCUGAUCAGUGCUAUCAGAUGGACAGAUAAGUGUGAAUGUUUUAUUCUGAAAAUGGAAAGGAUACUUUUCUCUUGUGUUUUUCAUAAAAUGUAGCAUUUUUUUCUUAUGAAAAUAAGAAUUGCAGAUGUCUUCCCAUUUAGGGCAAAUUCAUGCACAUUGUCAUGUCACCACCAUCCUAGAAAUGACUUCUGUGGGUUUUGAAAUGGCACUUUUAAUUUUAUGUAUGACAGAGCAUUUAAAUGCAAACACUACCAUGAACUUAAUGUAUAAACUUUGUUGUCAAACCAAGGGAAAAAAACCACAGUUCACUUACGUGGUGUUUACUUUUUUUAUAUGAAUGUUUGUUGUACUGUGUCUGGGCAUAACUUCCCUAAUGUCAUUACUUUUACAUACCAGAUUCGACUGACCACUAAUGUAGGACUGGGUGUAACUUAAUAUCCUAUGUUAUAUAACCAGGCUCCUUAGAGACUGUCUUGAAUUGCUUUUGUAAAGGUCUGAACACUGUUGAGGAGAAAGCUGAGUAUUUACUUGCCUUUCUGACACACAAAAAUGUUUCUUGUGCCAGUUUUAUUGUUGAAAUAUACUUUUUUCCUUUUUUUAAAAUUCGGGUUUUAUUUUCUUUUUUUAAAAAAAUGUAUUGUGGCUUCCAAUGACCAGGUUGUCUAGGUAAUGACAGCAAACUGACUGUGGAAAGACAGCUGUGGUGUAGUGACCAAUAGAUGCCAAACAGCUUGUGGCCACACCGAAAGUGGGUCACGUCAUGCCUCUCUAGUAGCUGGGGCAAAAUGAAAGAGCUCAGAAACAAGAAGGAAUUCUUGGAAAGGCACAUGUGCCUAUGAGGGAUACAGUGUGAUCUUCCAUUUUAGUGCAAAACUUUGACUUUCAUUUUUUUAUCAUUUGAACUAAUAAGCACUUUUUGUGUCAAUGUAAGAAGUACUGAAACUGAUGAAAUGCUGAGACACCUGUCUUAUGAAGGAAGGUUUCUUGGAGACCACUUGUAGUUCUCAUGACAAGUGGAUGCUCCUAGUAUCAAAAGAAACUGAUUAAUAGCUUCAUGUGCUCAGUGGUUGCCAAAGUCUACCAACUUUGGGGAGCUGCAAGUUGUUACUGGGGGGCGGGGAGAGGGAAGAUGUUUUUUGUUAUUUUGGGGUUUUCAAGCAUUGGAACCAAAGGCCAAAUAAUAAACAGCCUUUACUUAAUGAAGUAAAAUUCAUUUUAUUUGCAAAAUACACAUGUAUGGUAGACUCUAAAAGACAACUUUAUGAUUAUUUAUACACAUUAUAGUGGCUAUACAUCUGCUGUUUGUCUUUAAAAUGGAAAAAAAUCAAAGAAAAAUAAGCCCAACCUUAAAGAUAAUGGCUGAGGUAAAGGCCAUGAAUUGGUCUUCCUAAAAAUGCAACAGGUGUGCUGCUAGAUUAUUUUAUUUUGUUUGCACUUUUUGUGGAUUGGCAUUUUAAAAUCAGUAUUUAAACUGAAGACAUUGUCGUGUUUUAUUAAUUUAACAAAAUUGAAAGUGACUGCUCUGUACAUCAUGACCUUAACAAUGUUUAUGCUGUAAGUGAAAGUUCACUGUCGUCUGUAUACUAAGUUUAUUGAUGUUUUUAACUUAAAAUUAGGACUGCAGAGUAUCCCCACCAGACUUAGUUCAGGGGUGUGGCUCUAUCUGGGUGCAGUAUGCAGUCAUGUGGAACCUUGCUUUCUAGUGCUGGAAAAAAAAAGAUGUCUCUAAUUACUGGCUUCAAUAAACAUGAAUCCAGACUGCUUACAA
Tupaia belangeri chinensis (Chinese tree shrew) is the source of this 3167-nucleotide messenger RNA. It is a transcript of the gene DYNC1LI2, whose product is annotated as dynein cytoplasmic 1 light intermediate chain 2. Gene Ontology annotation, biological process: microtubule-based movement; microtubule cytoskeleton organization. The record is from RefSeq and is a predicted model, not a curated record. Gene Ontology annotation, molecular function: dynein heavy chain binding. Gene Ontology annotation, cellular component: centrosome; cytoplasmic dynein complex. Lineage: Eukaryota; Metazoa; Chordata; Mammalia; Scandentia; Tupaiidae.